GUCACAAGUUAUUCCUUCCUUCAUUUUGUUCCAUGCGCGGCAAGAAUCUUCCCCGAACAGCUUUUGCUUCUCGUCCCCUAGCCAAACACACACAGCACUCCCCACGCAUGCACGCGCAAAUGGUGAUCCAAUUCCUUCUCUUCCUCGCCUCCUUCGAGAUCGGGAAGCACUUGCUCCACAAAAUCCAGGAGGUGAUCCGAUUCCUUCUCUUGCUCGCCUUUUACACGAUCUCGAAGCGCUUGCUCCACGAUGCCCGGGAGGUGAUCCAAUUCCUGCUCUUCCUCGCCUCUUACGCGAUCGUAAAGCACUUGCUCCGCCAUAUCUGGGCGGUGAAUCAAUUCCUUCUCUACCUCGCCGUUUACUUGGUGGCGAAGCACUUGCUCCGAAAGAUCCGGAUCCCGCCGAGCCUGUUCCCGGCCCUCCCGGUCAUCGGUCACCUCUACCUCCUCCAGAAUCCCCACCACCGCUCCCCAUCCUGGAUCUCCCGGUGGCACGACCCAAUCACCCUCCUCCGGUUCGGGUCCCACCGCGUCCUCAUCGUCUCCUCCCUGGACGCUGCCGAGGAGUGCCUCACCAAGAACGAUGUCGUCUUCGCCAACCAGCCCCACCUCCUCGUCGGGAAGCACCUUGGCUACAACUACACCAGCCUCACCUGGCCCCCCUACGGCAGCCACUGGCGGAAACUCCGCUAGAGAGGAUCUCAACUUGAGAUCCUCUCUACCAACCGCCCUACACUCUCAAGCAUCCGGGCCAACGAGGUGAAGUUGCUGUUCCAUCAGCUCGCGUCCAAGAGCGACGGCCAGAACGUGAACGUGAAGUCCGCUUUCUUUGAGCUAAAGCUGAACGUACCUUGAGUUGAUAUUUCUCUGCGCAGGUACUACGGAGAGAACGUGGGGGAGUCGGAGGAGUAGAUAAACUUCAGGGAGAUCGUGACAGAGUCUCAAGGAUCGGACACUACGAAAAUGUGCGAGUUCUUGCCGUUCCUGAGGUGGAUGAGGCCGAAGCGGAUGGAGGAGAAGCUCAUGGCAUUGCAGAAGAAGAGGGAUGAGUUCAUGCAGAGCUUAUUGAUGAGAGCCGGACCAGUGGGGGCCAUGAGUCACCGGAGGAGGGCGGACGGAGGGAAGAAGAAAACGUUGAUUCAGGUACUCUUGUCUUUGCAAGAGACUGAGCCAGAGUACUACAAAGAUGAAGUUAUCAAGAGCCUUAUGGUAGUUUUGUUAUCAACAGGACCAAAUAUGUCGGCUGCGACCACGGAAUAGGCACUGUCGGCUAUGCUAAACCAUCCGGAGAUUUUGAAGAAGGCUCAAGCCGAAAUAGACGAGGUCGUGGGUCACAACCGCCUCGUCAGCAAAUCGGACUUGCCUAAGCUCCCCUACCUCCAUUCUAUCAUAAAGGAAACAAUGCAGAUGUAUCCCGUGGGUCCGCUCCUUGUGCCUCACGAAUCGGUGGAGGGGUGUCACAUAGGAGGUUACCGCAUCCCGCCAGGCACGAUGCUUCUAAUCAACCUGCUUUCCAUAUAGAACGAUCCCAAGUAGUGGCCUGACGUGACGAAAUUCAAGCCGGAGAGAUUCAAAGGGAAGGAAGGCGCGAGAGACGGAUACAAGAUGCCUUUAGGCUCGGGCAGGAGAGGGUGUCCAGGUGAGAACCCUGCCUUGUGCACGAUCGGGUUGACUCUCGGGUCGUUGAUCUAGUGCUUCGAAUGGAACCGAAUUACCGAGGAAUCGAUCGAUAUGACGGAAGGGACCGGCCUGACCAUGCCCAAAGCUCAGCCGUUGUUGGCUAAAUGUAGGCCUCGCUCCUUUACAUCGGCCCUUCUUUCUCAGGCUUGAAAAGAUCAAUGGGUCGAGGAGUCGAUUGCACCUUGACUCAGUUCUAAAGAAUAAUUUUGGGAUACAGUACUCUGGUGUUGAUUUUUAUUUUUAUUUUUUAUUCAGUAGUAUUUUUCUUUAAGAAAGAAAGUUAUCCAUGUGAAGUGAUUGAAACGAGAGAUUAGCAUCGCUA
Eucalyptus grandis is the source of this 2001-nucleotide messenger RNA. RefSeq names its product cytochrome P450 81Q32. Gene Ontology annotation, molecular function: oxidoreductase activity, acting on paired donors, with incorporation or reduction of molecular oxygen; monooxygenase activity; iron ion binding. The record is from RefSeq and is a predicted model, not a curated record. Lineage: Eukaryota; Viridiplantae; Streptophyta; Magnoliopsida; Myrtales; Myrtaceae.